AAACUGUUCUUCUUCUCUCGCCAGGUGCUGGUUGGUGUGGGCGUUCCCAUAGUGGCCCUGUUGAUCAUCAUCAUUAUAGUGAACGUGCUUCAGGCACGGCUACCCAGGUGUCUCCCCGCGGUACUGCACUCCUGGGACUUCCUGCCUCUCUGGGCCCACUCCUUAGAACCCUGGGACCGCGUGGUCGCCGUGGUAGCAGCCAAAUGCUGCUGCUGCUGCAAGUGUUGCCAGACCGGACCGGAGGAGGAGGAGGUGGAGGAGGAAGAGGAGGAGAAAGGAGGAGGGCAUUUCCUGGAGAUGUACGACCACCCUGCCAUGAUGAACGGUGUUGACUGGGGGGAAAAGAGGGAGGACAAAGAGGAUGUCUUGAAAGCAACGCAGCUUUGAUGCGCCGUGACACUUCGUAAGCGCAU
This is a messenger RNA of Oncorhynchus kisutch (coho salmon), 413 nucleotides long. Its product is annotated as sodium-dependent phosphate transport protein 2B-like. Lineage: Eukaryota; Metazoa; Chordata; Actinopteri; Salmoniformes; Salmonidae. Gene Ontology annotation, biological process: intracellular phosphate ion homeostasis; sodium-dependent phosphate transport. The annotation marks the transcript as partial. The record is from RefSeq and is a predicted model, not a curated record. Gene Ontology annotation, molecular function: sodium:phosphate symporter activity. The transcript has a single exon. Gene Ontology annotation, cellular component: vesicle; brush border; apical plasma membrane.